Messenger RNA from Tarenaya hassleriana, 3595 nucleotides. RefSeq lists its product as uncharacterized. NCBI's taxonomy places the organism in Eukaryota, Viridiplantae, Streptophyta, Magnoliopsida, Brassicales, Cleomaceae. Gene Ontology annotation, molecular function: ubiquitin binding; nucleic acid binding. The record is from RefSeq and is a predicted model, not a curated record.
UCAAAUUCCCUCUUUCCCCUCUCUCCUCUCCAGUUCGCUCGCUUCCAUGGCGUGUGCACAGCAGCCACUCAAGAAGCGAAGGCUCUACGAGGCAAUCUCCGAGCCACAGUCCCCUUCCCCUCCGACGCAGAAGCCUCCGACGCCGUUGCAAGAAUCCCCUCCCCCUCUGCCGCAGCCUACGGCGGGCUCCGUCGCUGAGCCGGUGGCACCGUCGCAGGAGGAAAUUCUCGCCAGGAGCAGGAACAGGGACGAAAUUAGGAGCCUUCAUGAGUCCUAUAGUCGUCUCAAAUCGUGUAUUUCUCAUAAAAAUGGCGGUCGUGCUUCGACGACGCUCGAACAGGCCUAUCGCACCCUCAUCUCCGCUUCCAGAGGUUGUACUAGUGCUAAGCGUCUUGCAGCUGAUCUUGUUCCUCGAUAUGCGCCAUACUGUCCUUCUGCUAUUGAGGUUGCACUGCAAGCUGUCAUCGACAUGCAUAACUGCAGCCUUGAAGCAUUAAGAAAAGCAGAAGAUGCUGAUGGUGUUGCAUUUCAAACUGCUAAAGCCUGUAUAUGUGGUCUAUUUGAUCUGUGUUCUGCAGCUUCUUUAAAGAUAACAUCUUCAUCUGUUCCCCGGGAUAUCUGUUCUGCUGUUUUCCGGAACGUUUUUACCUUCCUUGUGUCAUCCUUUGAGGCUAAGGAUAUCUUCCAGAUAGUUGAUAAGAAUGUGUUGAAGCUGCAAGAUUCUGAUGAAAUUUUUUGUCAGCUGAUGCAGAAACUUUCGCAUGGAGAUGUAUCACCACUGGUCAAACUAUCCCAGUUUCGUGUUUUAUCUCUACUGAAAAUUUUCUUUUGCUUCCCCAAGAACUCGAUUGCAACCUGCUUUGGAUUCUUGAAUUCAUCAUCAACAGAAGACAUUGACAAGGGGAGGUAUCUCAUAACUCGUCUGACAAACAAGAUCUAUGAUAUCGAUAUAGUUAGUUAUGAGCCUGAAUCAGAUGAGAAUUCUGUUCAGACAAGUACUAAGGACAUAGAGGCUACUGGCCAAGAGCCAGAUGGAGCCAGUGGGAUUCCAGAAGAAUCUCAAAUUCUGAAUGGCUGCUUGUUAGGAAUGGUUCUUAGGAAGAAUAAAUCACUCUGCAGGUGGGCUUUCAUUAAGUAUAAGAGAAUGUGCAGCUUGUCUUCCUUCAAGGAUGUGUCCAGCACUAUACCUUCUCUAGAUGAUAUCUUUGAAAUUGUUGGAAAAGGUAUCAAGCUAGAAGACUGCCAUAUGGAGAGUGAUGAGGAUGAUUCCGGAAAAGUUUCAGCUUCACGUGUAAAACCUCACAGCUCUGCUGAAAACGAUGUCCGCUCUAGUGCUGGAUCUGUUUAUGACACCGGGGGCUCAAGGUCUAUGGACUUUGAGACUGUUGACCAGAGAGAUCUGUCAUGUGGUAGAUCUUCUGUGCCAAGAGGGUUAACCAAUCAUCAUACGCCUUCUCCCGCUGCAAGACUGCCUUCAGAGUUAAGGAGUAACUCAUCAGAGGGUAGGAACAACUUUAUUCAUGCAGGAUCUCCUAGUUAUCAGGCAGCAUCCGGUGGUCUGUCAUCUUCCCAAAUUGUUUGGUACCUAGAUGGGAAUCCCACUGCUUUUGACAUCUAUUCAGUUUCUGGGCAGCUAUGGUUAGGCAGUAUAGGACCAGAUGAAUCUGAAGGCCAUCUAAGGUUUCAGCUUGAUAGAUAUGGUCCAGUAGAUCGGUUCUUUUUCGAUCCAGUUAAGGGACUUGCCCUAGCUGAAUAUAGAAGUAUAAUUGAUGCAAUAAGAGCUCGAGAAUAUCUGCGAGCGCAAUUUCCUUGGAGUAUAAAAUUCAUGGAUAUAGGACUUGGUACCAGGGGCUCUGUAAAUGGGGUAGCAUAUGGUUAUAGUGCUCAUGUGUAUGUUGGAAGAAUUUCAAGCCAGUGGGAGAGGGAUGAAAUUGUGUAUGAGACAAGGAAAGCCCUUUAUAAGGAACCUCGCAUGGUCACAGACCUUUAUUACGAGAAUGCUCUCCUGAUGGAAUUCGAUACUCCUGAUGAAGCUGCCGUUGUGAUGGUUCAUUUGAGGUUCUACCGCAAGGAAACUCUUCCUUUGCCCCAUGAAGAUGGAGGAAGUCAUCUGGAGAGGCACCAUCAAAUACCUUCCACAUUAAAACCCGAGUGUGGCUCUGGUGAUUUUGUCUCCCCACAAAUGAACCCGGAAGAUCACGCCAAUCCUGUACCUUCUGAAGCUACGUUUCAGCAAAACUGGCCUGCUUCUAGUAGCACUGUUGUGAAUCCUGCUCAAGGAGGAAAUCCUGCAUCUAUUCCCAUGUCAGCACCAGGACCUCCUCUUACACCAAUACCUCCAGUUCCACAAUCUCCAUUUGUUCAACAACCUGUUUACCCUCCUCCAAAUAGUUCCUGGGAUAUGAGACCUCUAGGUCAUUACCUGCCAGUUAACCCCAUUUCCCCAAAUGGUAAUGCUGUGGCUCCACCAUCACAGAUUCAAGGACCUCUGGGCCAGCAUGUCGGAACCAGUGCUUAUACAGCUCCAUUCAUGGCUCCUCCUGUGAACCCAGUGGUUCAUACCCAGGGACCUCCGGGUCAGCAUUUUGACCAGUCGUAUCCACCUCCUCCUUUACCACAUCCGUUAUCUCAACCCCCACCACCACCACCAGAAAUGUUGCCCCCUCCGCCCCCUCCUUCGGUUCCUCCUCCACCAAGUUCUCCCCCUCCACCUCUUCCGCCUCCACCAGUUCCAGCUGUUGUGGAUACGACUGAAUCAGAAGCUUCCAAACAAAGAGUAGCACUCCAUUGGCAGGGAGUGUUGUCAAAGAGCGGAGUUCAUUACUGCACAAUAUAUGCUGAAAGAUUGGAAUCGGAGAUCUGCAAAUACUUCAAUGCCGUUUCAGAACCCGUGGAAUGGCCGAAUAAACUUGAUAUGACCAAGCGCGUAAAUCUGCAGCAUGUGAAGUCUACAUUUACCCACACUCCACCGCAGAGAAGGGAGGUUUGUCAGUUAAUCCCCUCGACCAUGGGAGACCAUAAAGGGUUCCAAGAUUUCAUAUCGUACCUGAAACAGAGGGAUUGCGCAGGAGUGAUCAAGAUCCCAGCCACAAGUUUCAUGUGGGCAAGGCAUCUGUUCAUUCUUCCUUACUCACAAGACACUUGUUCCUUGCUUUCAAUCUCGCCGCCCUCUUCAGAAUGCAUGAUCGGUUUGGUUUUACCAAAGGAAACAAAUCCCGAGUGAACGUAACGGCAAUAGCCAAUGUCACUCAUUACUCCGCGAGUGAAAGGCGAAAGGCAUAAUCCCGAUUCCCGGGUAAUGUUCUCGAGGAUUCGAUUCGACACAAAACUAAUUUUGUAAAUGAAGUAGUGAAUGCAUGUCCUUUUGUUUUGUUUAUUUAGCCAAUCUGAGGAACUUAGUUUAGUGUUUGUGUAUUGAACCAUGUGAGAGAGAUUGCUGCAAUUUUGGCGCGUCAAUGUCUGCUGUCUUCUUAGGAUUGUGAUUUUUUUUCCUGUGUUUGCUAGUUUUGCGCUUUCAGUCAGGCGUGUGUAAGUGUUGGGGUUGAACAGUUUUGGUUGAACUCAGUAAAAAUGUUAAUAGACCGUUUGAUGAAUA